Lepus europaeus (European hare) is the source of this 4576-nucleotide messenger RNA. It is a transcript of the gene BCL2L11, whose product is annotated as BCL2 like 11. The transcript has 4 exons. Lineage: Eukaryota; Metazoa; Chordata; Mammalia; Lagomorpha; Leporidae. The record is from RefSeq and is a predicted model, not a curated record. Gene Ontology annotation, biological process: meiosis I. Bases 215 to 799 code for a protein of 194 amino acids.
AUCUCCAGCUCGUCGGAGCGCUGCAUCCAGCCUCGCCGCUGCCGGAUCGUCUUAGCCGCCCUGCCAGCCUUGCCCCAUUGCGGCCAACACCGCCUCGGACUGCCUGGCCCGUCCCGAUCCCGUCGCCACCGCCUCGGCGCCCUUCCCCUGACCCACCUCCCCCCAAUGUCUGACUCUGAUUCUCGGACUGAGAAACGCAAGAAAAAACGACCAAAUGGCCAAGCAACCUUCCGAUGUAAGUUCUGAGUGUGACAGAGAAGGUGGACAGUUGCAGCCUGCAGAGAGGCCGCCCCAGCUCAGGCCUGGGGCCCCCACCUCCCUGCAGUCGGAGCCGCAAGGUAAUCCGGAAGGCGACCGCUGUGCGCACGGCAGCCCUCAGGGCCCGCUGGCCCCAUCGGCCAGCCCUGGCCCUUUCGCUACCAGGUCCCCGCUCUUCAUCUUUGUCCGAAGAUCCUCCCUGCUGUCUCGAUCGUCCAGUGGGUAUUUCUCUUUUGACACAGACAGGAGCCCGGCACCCAUGAGCUGUGACAAAUCAACGCAAACCCCAAGUCCUCCUUGCCAGGCCUUCAACCACUAUCUCAGUGCAAUGGCUUCCAUGAGGCAGUCUCAGGCUGAACCUGCAGACACGCGUCCGGAGACCUGGAUCGCGCAGGAGUUGCGGCGGAUCGGAGACGAGUUUAAUGCAUAUUACCCACGCAGGGUUUUUUUGAAUAAUUACCCAGCAGCGGAGGAGCAGCCCCAAAUGGUUAUCUUGCGACUGUUGCGUUACAUCGUGCGCCUGGUGUGGAGGAUGCAUUGACCGGGCCUCGGCGGAGCCCAGCGGCACCAUGGCUCUGCAGCCAGGGAGCAUGCGCAGGGGACGCCGUGCCGCCCCCCACGCCCUCUGCCCGCUGCCAUGAACUUGACUUCUCGCUCGGCGCUACGUGCCGGAAGAUCUGGUGGGAGCGUGUCCUGAAUGUAAAUGCGGGAGAGUUCUUUUUUUCUUAAUGUACAAAUCAUGGUUCUUUGGAGCAGGAUUUUAUGCAAGAGUGGUGUUUACAUGCAGUGUGUAUUUUUUUUCCCACCUCCUUUAAUAAGAACAGGUUUUUGAAAAAAAGGAAAUGGAAAAUUUUUAACCAACUCAUGAAUAAUUUUUGUACUAAAACUUUAAGAACCUAUUGCCUACUCUCAGAGGAUUAUGUAAACCCUGCCACGGAAACUGAGCCAGCUAAUUUAUAAAGCUGCCUUGGUUUAUUUUUAGAGAUUACUGUACAGAAUUUUUACACAGGGCGAGGUGUGAUGUGUCCCCUCCCUUCCCUGCCGUGGUUGCUUUAACCUUUUUUUUUUUUUUCUCUCUUUUUUUGUAAUUAUUGUUAAUACCAAAAGAGUGUGUAUGAAGCAGAACGGAGUCAAGUGGCAGAGGGGCCACUCCUGUUUUGUAAAUAUUUACUUACCUCCUGAGUGCAGUGGCACCGUGGCUCGCCUUCAGACUGCGCUUGUGGGUUUCCCGCCAUCUCCCAAGAUGCUUUGCUGGUCCAGCUGGGCUCUGUGGCACGCAUGGACCAGUGGUCUUCCCACGACUGGAUAUGAUGGGGCACGGCAGCCCAGGCCACCUGUGCACUAGCCAAGUCACUAAGCAGUUCUGGGGCGCGUUUCCGGGUAACUGAUGGGCGUGGCAAGAGAGAGUGCUGAAGGGCAGAGAGCGGUGGAAACUGCAGCCCAAGAUGCCAGGCCUGUGCACUGCAGGCCUCCCCACAGCUGCCGGGUGCAGGCUCAGCAUCAGCCCAAGACGGUCAGCACACCUGUGUGUCCAGCCAGAGGCCGGGGGAGGGGGAGGCCCCACAUGGCCAUUCUCCAGGCAUCGGCCAUCAGCCCAACGUAGUCUACGUGGCCUGUGAUGCCGACAUUUGACCCCAGCUCCUGUCAGUCUACUUUGACAUACAGGCUGAAUUCCACUUCCAGCAGUGCCGGGAAGAAGCCCGAGGGGGAAUCCAAACUGCCCCCUUUCUCCAUUUCUCUUUGGACGGUGCCCCUUGGCGGCGGUACCUGGGGAGCCCUCUCUCCAGUCCGUCAUUCCAAAGCCAGUCCAGUGACCAGGGACACCAAGAGAGAGACAGCCCAGGGAACAGUGGAAGCUUGGAGGUGACUCAUGUCAUUUUAGAAAAUGUCAGAAAAUAAUUUUUUUAAAAGACUCCACCAAUCUUCAAAGGAGUCGGCCGCGCCAACAACUAUUGCAUUUGCUUUUACAUCAACAUUAAAUUAAGUGGGAAAAUCCGUGCAUUUGUGUCUUCACAGUUUUAUGAAAAUACCUGUACGUAUGUAUAGCCUCUGUAUUUUUUCCUUUAGGUAGAGAUGAUUUGAUUUCAGAUGCUCUUCCUUUGUUAAAAUUUUCUCUUUUCCCCCCAAAUCUCCCUGGAGUUUGGAAAGUGUAGAAGCUGUGUUGGCGCUCCACUCGAUUCUCGACGUGUCUGGAGGGCACUCGGGGGGGUCCCACACAGCUCACGGUUUGCAGGAUCGCAGCCACAGGCCUGCUGGACAUCAUACACCAAAGAUGUAUUUGGUCCUGGGCCGCCCCCUCCCAGGAUCCCCUUGCCCACGUGCCAGUCCCCGUGACUGUAGCACUUUACUCUCUUCCUUCAGCCCUGUGACCCCCCAGAGCACUGGGGACAGGCGUGGGGGCUCUGCUCGCCGUGGCCCCCGCCCAGGCCCCAGGCUCUGAGGAGUAAGAGGUUCUCUGAAUUGUAGAAGUGUUAAGGAGCAGGCAGUGGGCAGCAGAGCUUGGAGAGGUCCCCCGCCGUCACUGCAGGCGUCUCUGGGUCACGCUGCCUCCCUGCCCUGGGUAUGCCUCUUACGUUUUAGCUUCUGUUGUUGUCGUCGUCGUUUAAUUUUUGUAGGAAAAAAAAAAAGAAAAAGAGCUGGAUCCCUUUUUUGAAUACGUAAUGCGGGUUUUGUGCCUUGACAACCUCUCCCUGUGUGAGGUUUGUAGAAAGUGUCCUGUGACUUCGCACCGAGAUGCAAUAAACACACACACACACACACACAGAGUAGCUUCACGAGGGAUUCCACAGAUGACCUUCUAGAAACAAUUCGGUAAAGAUGUUUUAGUUAAGGGUGGGGGGGAUGGAUUAUGGCGAAAACAUUUUAAAAAUUCCUUGUGAUGUGGGGAGAAAAAAAUGCAAUGGAAUACAAUUUUCUUCUGUGUUCCCUUCUUAAUGUUGUAUAUAUUUUGACUAUUUAUUAGAUUAGGAGGUCAGAUUUUACUUACCAACUGAGCCAGAUGUCUGUGUGCAAUUGUGUUCCUUUACCUUUCUUGUAAAAUUUUGUACAGCAUAAAUAAGUAAAAAAAAAAAUCACUGUUUUUUCUAAGCUUUUUAGAAUCAAGGACUGUAAAUAUUGUAGAUUCUUUUUCUGUGUCAUGUGUCCUACUGUUUCAUGAUGCUGUAACGUGUAGAAAUAUUGUAUAUUUAUUUUCUGCUUAUUUAAUGUCAUAAGUUCUUGAACGUGCCGACAUCCCUGCCCCCGCCCCCAUGGAUUGCUUCCCCCUCCAGGUGUGGGGUGGCCACCGGCCUCCAGCGUGGGUCCUGGGUUUCAGUUCUUGGACUCUGUUGCCCUUAGCUUGUGUGUAGAUACCAAUGAGAAAAUGUCAAUCCAGCUGGCUACACAAUUCUGCUUCAAGAAACAGCAACUUUCUGUUUGUUCCAGAGCACCUAACUCCUGCCGACUCCAGACCGCAUCGUUUUAACAACAGCAAUGUGUUACCAGCAUUGGGGAAAAAAACAUUUUUUUUUUUCCAUUGAAAAUUCAUCCCUGACAGCUCCGAGCAGAGGAGAUACAAAUGUGCCCCUCCUGGACAUGCGGCCACGUGGUCCUCCAGGGUGAGGGCCAGGCUGGUGAGGAGCACCUGUGGCUCCCUGUGCUUUGCCAUGCGGACUGUCUGUGUGCAGGAGCUGAUCCUGCAGCCACCCACUCUCCCCCAACCGUGGGGUCAUCCCUGCUUCUUCAGGUCAGAGCCCUCCCUCUGAGAACUUGGGGGUCCCACUGAGCUGGGAUGGGGGGCUCAAGAUGUGGAAGCUCACGGAAGCACUAGGGUGACUAGGUGACUACCUGCUGGUUUAGUCUGGUGCCUCUGUGUGUGCAGCACACACGUGUGCGGGGAUGUGUCCACAUGUGUUGCUAAGUCGGCGAGGCUCUGCUGCAAACAGCGUUGUGUGCCGGAAGCAUUCUCAAGCCCCCAGCUCCAGUAACUUGACUACUUUUAUUUGGGAAUUCCAGAUUUGAGAGGCUGUCUUGGCUUUUAGGUUUUCUGUCCAGAUUCUGUGACCACUGGUUACUGUAUCCGAACUCAUCAGGUACCCAUUUAUAAAUAGCACUGAUCUGUCUGUGUACUGAUCCAUCACUAACUUGUUUCCUAGGACCCAGCGUAUGUAGCAUUUGUAUUGCAAUUUCCCUGGCUUCCUUGUGUUUUGCACUGAUGAAUUUUGACAGGGUAAUUGCCACUUUACUUGUGCAAUACUGCUGUAAAUAACUGCACAUUUUUUAAGAAACUCAAUCUUUUAUGUUCUUAAUGAAUUUUAUAUAAAUAAAACUUUCAACUCGU